Molecule: messenger RNA, 1799 nt
Organism: Lolium rigidum
Lineage: Eukaryota; Viridiplantae; Streptophyta; Magnoliopsida; Poales; Poaceae
Product: putative B3 domain-containing protein Os03g0621600
Exons: 8
Coding region: 1-1707 (568 amino acids)
Molecular function (GO): DNA binding
Source: RefSeq, a predicted model, not a curated record
AUGGGCGGUGCGGCGGGGUGGUCGGUCGAGGGUACGCUUGACGGCGGCGACGGCCAGCACACCAUGUCCGCAUGCGCUCUGGAUCAGGUCGAUGGAGCGUCACGUGUAGCUCUACGACAUGCUGGAGAAUCGGCCGCCGGCGGGGUGGUCGGUGUGCUAAAAAGGAUGCGCACGUCUUGUAAAGCUUGCAAACUGCGGGAUGGGGAUACAUACAGGAAGUUGGAUGAUAAGAAGAAGCAUUUCUUGGUGUUUAUGAUGGGCGAUUUCCGAGAUGCGAUGAUAAUCCCAGAAGAACUUCUGCGGCGUUUCAAAGGCGAGAUCCCAGCAGAGAUCAAGCUAGAAACCCGAAAGGGUGACAGUCACACUAUUGUGGUUGCCAGGAACCAACAAAAGCAUGUCUUUACAGUUGGUUGGAGACAAUUCGUUGAAAGCUAUGAUCUACAAAUGGGUGAUUCCGUAAUAUUAAAAUACAACGGAAACUCUCAGUUUAAUGUGAUAAUAUUUGAUAAGCUUGGUCAAGAGAAAGCAUUGUCGGUUCUUCUGGAUCCUUUUAUCACUCAGGUCCAAGACAGGCGCAGUGAUGCACAUGAAAUUGGGUUUUGCAUGGCUGUGCCUUCUGAAAGAUGCAAAGGCUAUCUUGAAUAUCACUAUAUGAACUUGGAUGAUGAAAAAAAAUAUUUGUCUAUGCUUAUGAUGGGCGAUUUUCAACACAAGAUGAUCAUCCCAGAAGAAUUUGUUAAGCGUUUCAAGGGCGAGAUUCCAGGAGAGAUCACACUUGAAACAAAAAAUAAUUGCAGUUACAUAAUUGGAGUUGCCAAGCACCAAGAAAAGCUUGUCCUUACAGCUGGAUGGAACAAAUUCAGUCAAACCUUUGGUCUACUGAUGUAUGACACCAUAGUAUUCAGAUACAAAGGAAACUCCAAGUUUAGUGUCAUAAUCUUUGAUAAAUUUGGUUGUGAGAAUGCAUUGACAGUUGUUGUGGAUCCUUUUCUGGCUCCUCUUCAAGAAAGUCACACAAAUGCUACUGAAACACUGAACCCUUCUAAUAUUCAACCCCAAUCAGCCCAAAUGCAAUCACCUCCAUCUACUAGCACGGUGAAUGGGCUGCCAAUGGAGUCACCACAACUGGAAAUAAUGCAGCCCCGCCAAAUGGACAAGUCAUGUCAAGGCAACAUGGCCCCAAUAAAUAUUUCCUCUGAAUCAUCUGAAGAAUUUUUUUCGUCUGAAGAUGAAUAUGGAGUACAUGGUGUGCAUGGUUCCAAUUACAUUGUCAAAAAGAAGAGCAAGCUAUCUUCUUUUCAAAAGGAGCAGUUAAAGGGUGGUUACAUUACCACACAUAAGACCAAACUUACUUUGGUUCAGAAGGAGGCGGUGAAGCAGAAGGUCGAAUCUAUACACUCUGAGAUCCCUAUCGUUGUUGCUGUGAUGAGAAAGUCCAGCAUUGAAUCAAGUUUCUUUCUGACAUUCCCUAGCCACUAUGCUAAGGAAUAUCUUGCAGGGGGGCUUCACGUGUAUCUUCAGUAUCACGACGUGACAUGGGACUGCCGGUUUGGUGACACCCGUGGUGAUAAAAAGCUCUCCAUUGGAUGGAAAAAGUUUGCACAAGACAACGAUUUGAAGAUGGGUGAUAUCUGCCUCUUUGAGCUGUUGAGUAAUCAGAAGAGAACCAUGGAGGUCUAUAUCAUCCGUUUAAAUGAUGACAAUUGAUAAGUCAUACUGUUGUUGUUGCCGAGCUUGCUGACGGCGGUAGACUGGGAAUCGUUUGUGUUGGAGGCAGUGCUUUUGUUGUUGGUAGUGAA